Molecule: messenger RNA, 1227 nt
Organism: Postia placenta MAD-698-R-SB12
Lineage: Eukaryota; Fungi; Basidiomycota; Agaricomycetes; Polyporales; Adustoporiaceae
Exons: 7
Source: RefSeq, a predicted model, not a curated record
GCCAAGCUAAUGGUAUCGCGGGGCGUGCAGCUGAUCAAAGCGCGGGGGAAGGAGGUGACGGAGCCCGUCGUGCGCGCGGCGACGGCGGGGAUGAAGGAGGCGGACACGUCGCAGACGGCGGUGCUGAACGACCUGUUCGCGCCGCUGUCGCGCAAGCGCGUGAAGGACCUCGGGCUGACGGAGGACGAGGAGGGGCGGUACGCCGCGCGUCUGAGCCGCGAGAUCGAGGCGAGCGGGGCGAUGGACAAGGUCGCGCAGGGAUGCUUCGAGCACUACGCGAGCUGCCACCGGCACGACGCGAACUUUGGGCGGUACCUCAAGGCGCACGAGUGGCUCGGGGCGUACGACGUGCUCGCGGGGGAGAUGCGCGCGGAGCGCGAGUACGCGCUGCUGGCGUACCUGCCGCACCUGCUCGCGGCGUUCUUCCCGCUGUUCCAGGAGCGCGGCGGGGGGCGCGUCGAGCGCGCCAAGGCGGACUACGAGAACUACCUGGUGACGAGGGCGAACGAGGAGAUCUACGCGGCGCUCGCGCGGGGGCUGCGGGGGGCGGGGGGCGGGUACCGGCACCUGGCGGGGGACGCGGUGCUGCGGCUGGAGGUGGCGCCGCUGCUGAUGCGCAUCGUGUCGCCGCCGCUGAAGCCGGUGAACCGGCAGAUCAUCCGGCCGGGGGAGCGCGCGGUGCUGGGGCGGGUGGUGGAUAUUAUGGUCGCGCUGGAGCUGCGGUUCGUGCAGGAGAAGAUGGAGGACGGGCAGUUGACGUACCGGCUCGAUCCGCCGAUCGACGUGUUUGUGACGUACGACGGGAAGCGUGCGGUGGACAUUGCGGUGUCGAAGUAUGCUGUGAGGCAGCUGGUGGCGACUGAGAUCGACGCACGGCUGGUGUCUGUGCAGACGGAGACGGGGGACAAGGGCCGGCCGGGGAAGGAGGGCUUUUUCCGCCAAGGGGCUAGUUCGCGCGGUGCGAAGGCCGCUGCAAAGCAUCCGGGCGAAGAUGGCGAGCCGCAGGCGAAGCGGGCGCGGGGGGACGGGGGUGUGCCCGCGGUGAAGGUCGCGGUGGACUUUUUCGGGCGACCGAUUGUACCGAAGGCAGACGCGGACAAGACUAGCCAGGAGAAGGUCAAGGAGGCGGAGGCGAAGAAGACGGCGGCGUACCGGGUGGCGUACCGGUUCAACGAGGGCAACUCUGCGGCUGUGCGGAAGCCGGUAAAGGUGGCUGCGUUUCUGUGA